GCCGUUUGACAUCGCAAAAAUAUAGAUAAACACCGAGCGAGCUCUUCUGUCCCAUCUCCAAAGAGCUCGCCUAUAGCCAUUGUCGUCUGUCUGUGUUCUUCUUCCUAAAGAUGCUCCGGUCCUCGCUCCACCGAGCUGCUGCCCUCCGGCCAUGGAGAUCUCCGGCCGCCGCCUUCGCGAUCCACCGCCUCUCGACAUCCGCCGCAGCGUCUCCGAGUCACGGGACCCUUCCUUCAAGAUUGCGGAAUCUCAUCGGGGGUGAAUUCUUGGAAUCCCAAUCUGAAGCUUCGAUUGAUGUCCUAAACCCAGCUACCCAAGAAGUGGUCUCUAGGGUUCCUCUAACUACCAACGAGGAGUUCAAAGCUGCAGUGAAUGCAGCGAAGAGUGCUUUCCCAAAAUGGAGGAACGCACCCGUCACCGCGCGGCAGCGCAUCAUGCUCAAGCUCCAAGAACUCAUCCGGAGGGACAUGGAUAAGCUUGCCGUGAAUAUCACCACUGAACAAGGGAAGACGCUCAAGGAUGCCCAGGGUGAUGUUUUCCGUGGUUUAGAGGUGGUGGAGCAUGCUUGUGGAAUGGCCACUCUUCAGAUGGGUGAAUUCGUUUCCAAUGUUUCAACGGGUAUUGAUACAUAUAGCAUUAGGGAGCCUCUUGGCGUGUGUGCAGGGAUAUGUCCGUUUAAUUUUCCUGCAAUGAUUCCAUUAUGGAUGUUCCCUCUUGCAGUUACGUGUGGCAACACUUUCAUUCUAAAGCCAUCAGAGAAAGAUCCAGGGGCUGCCAUGAUGCUUGCAGAGCUAGCACUGGAGGCUGGUUUGCCCGAUGGAGUCUUAAAUAUUGUUCAUGGUACCAAUGAUGUAGUUAAUAAUAUCUGCGACGAUGAAGACAUUAAGGCUAUAUCAUUUGUUGGUUCAAACACAGCUGGGAUGCAUAUCUAUUCCAGAGCUGCUGCUAAGGGAAAACGUGUUCAGUCAAACAUGGGUGCAAAAAACCAUGCAAUCAUCAUGCCUGAUGCAAGCGUGGAUGCUGCUUUAGAUGCGUUGGUUGCUGCUGGUUUUGGUGCUGCAGGGCAAAGGUGCAUGGCACUCAGUACUGCUGUUUUUGUUGGAGGCUCAAAACCAUGGGAGGACGAACUUAUUAAACGUGCCCAAGCACUGAAAGUAAAUGCAGGAAUUGAGCCUGGGACAGACCUUGGUCCAGUGAUCAGUAGACAGGCAAAGGACCGCAUUUGCAGAUUGAUCCAAAGUGGCAUUGAAAGUGGGGCUAGAGUUUUGCUUGAUGGCAGGGACAUUGUGGUUCCUGGGUAUGUGGAUGGGAACUUUGUCGGUCCUACCAUUCUGGCUGAUGUCACAAGUCAUAUGGAGUGCUAUAAGGAGGAAAUUUUUGGACCGGUUCUCCUUCUGAUGCAGGCUGAGAGUCUACAAGAGGCUAUCCAUAUUGUUAAUAGCAACAAGUAUGGGAAUGGAGCUUCUGUAUUUACUACGUCGGGUGUUUCUGCAAGAAAAUUUCAGAACGAUAUUGAGGCUGGCCAGGUUGGCAUUAAUGUGCCGAUUCCAGUGCCACUGCCAUUCUUCUCCUUCACUGGAUCCAAGGCUUCUUUUGCUGGAGAUCUAAAUUUUUAUGGCAAGGCAGGCGUGCAGUUCUACACUCAGAUCAAAACGGUGACUCAACAGUGGAAGGAUUCACCAAGCCAGGGGGUGUCACUGGCAAUGCCCACAUCGCAGAGAUGAUAAAAAGCGUAUACCUCCCGUUUUAUGCAUCGUCACUGGAAUGCACCAUGUACUUUCUAAAAGACUUGCGCUGUAAAUAUGAAAGCAUUUUCUGGUUUUGUUUUCCUUCUUGAAUCAGUGACACAAUAGAUGCAAAGUUACGCCACCAUACUCUCUUUCUUGAGUUCUUAAUUACUAGUUGCAAAGCUUGACUGGAACCAAUAAUUCAUGUUUGUCCUGGUGAUUUUCUUUUCGUCUGUCGGGCUGAUAUCCUUGAGAACAAGGCUUAUUCUGAAUUUAUAGGUUGAAUUGGCUGGCGCUCA
This is a messenger RNA of Elaeis guineensis (African oil palm), 2026 nucleotides long. Its product is annotated as methylmalonate-semialdehyde dehydrogenase [acylating], mitochondrial. Gene Ontology annotation, cellular component: mitochondrion. Gene Ontology annotation, molecular function: methylmalonate-semialdehyde dehydrogenase (acylating, NAD+) activity. NCBI's taxonomy places the organism in Eukaryota, Viridiplantae, Streptophyta, Magnoliopsida, Arecales, Arecaceae. The record is from RefSeq and is a predicted model, not a curated record. Gene Ontology annotation, biological process: thymine catabolic process; L-valine catabolic process.